This is a messenger RNA of Radiomyces spectabilis, 821 nucleotides long. Its product is annotated as UNC-50. NCBI's taxonomy places the organism in Eukaryota, Fungi, Mucoromycota, Mucoromycetes, Mucorales, Radiomycetaceae. The transcript is spliced from 7 exons. The coding region runs from base 23 to 793 and encodes 256 amino acids. The record is from RefSeq and is a predicted model, not a curated record. Gene Ontology annotation, cellular component: Golgi membrane.
ACACACACUUUGGCUUUUGGGCAUGUCACUGCUACCAACUCAUGCUGAUGGGCCUUCGCCAUUUACUGCUGGGGCGCGCCGACAACAAAGACGCCCAUCGCGUUCUCUACCGCUCAUCUUGCGACGUCUUUUACGGUUCCCUCAGAUGGACUUUGAGUUCGCAUCCUGGCAAAUGGCAUAUCUCAUUAUAGCACCUAGACGAGUAUAUCGAAAUAUAUAUUACCAUAAACAAACCAAGAAUCAGUGGGCUCGUGACGAUCCCGCUUUUCUCGUCUUAUUAGCAUGUUUACUAUGCAUCUCUGCGCUAGCGUGGGGUCUUGCUUAUGGAUUGGGUAUAAUGGGCAUCGUAAGAGCCAUGCUGUUCAUGGUCAUUGUCGACUUUUUAUGCAUUGGGUCAUUGGUGGCUACGUUUUCCUGGUUUGUUACGAACCGUUUCCUUACACACAACCAAAUGGCCCAUGCCGUAGAACAGAAAGUAGAAUGGGCUUAUGCAUUUGAUGUGCAUUGCAACUCUUUCUUCCCGGUCUUUCUCAUUCUUUACGUUGUUCAAUUCUUUUUCAUUUCACUGCUAAAACGGUCCAAUUGGAUUUCAUUGUUUGUUGGUAACACCAUGUAUUUUGUAUCGGCGGUGUGGUAUAUCUAUGGUACUUUCUUGGGUUAUAACGCUCUUCCAUUUCUUAUUCAUACCGAACUAUUCCUCUAUCCGAUCAUCAUCUGUAUCAUAUUGUACGCAGUCUCGCUUUUUGGGUUUAAUGUUAGUCAGCAUGUUCUUGCUUUGUAUUUUGGUAAUUAAAACAAGAGAAAAUACUACCAAUUGGCGC